AUGACAACGAUGUUCAUCCAACUGCGCCGUGUGGUGUACCUGUUGGUACUCCUGCAAUGUUGUGUGUGUGUUUAUGAUGUUGAUGGCGCCCCUGGCGAUACCGAAUACACUGAUAUGGUAACGAAGCUUAACAGCUCAAUAGUGGGAGCAGGAGAAAUGCUUUUGAAAGGAGAGUUCUGUUUACCCGAGUGGGAGAAGUACCGAAACGCCUGUGACACGGACGCUGCGCUCGCCAAGAAGAGCGCUGGGGAGCUGAGUGGGAUCGUCAAAGACUUGGAAAGGAAAAUUGACGAGCACAUUCCUGAUGUCAAGGGAACCGGUGGGAUAAGAGUAAGCGUGACUCUCGAGAAAGUAAAAGAGUUGGGGAAACAGGUGGAAAAAACCAAGCAAAAAACAAACGAGACUCUUGUUGAGGCGGAGAAGGCGCGAUUAUCAGUUGCUAAGGCGCAGGCGGCACAGGAUGGUUGUGCGACCAUACGUAAUAAUAUAGAGAGCGCCAGGGCGGACUUAGAUCGGAUAUUGGAGGGUUUUUUGGGGUAUAUGAGGGACGGGGAUUCGGAGGUGAACAAAAGACUCGAUAAAGACGGGAGAAACAUGAGCGGAAAGAUGGUUGCCUAUGUGUUGGCGUAUGGGCAUCGCGUUGGGUGGUCCAAAGGAUACAUAAAGGCGGCUGAGGAGAAGAUUGCUGAAGCGAAGGAGGAGGCCAAGAAAGCAGUUGCGGCACUAAAGAAGAUUGACGCACGGUUAGCGGAACAGGAGAGUUUGGCGGAAGAAGCCAGAGAAAAGGGCGGGUUGGUCCAAAAGGCAAUCAAGGAGAUGAGUGAAUCAAAGGAGACGGAGGAGAGGAUCGGGAGUCUCACGCACCGGGAGAAAGCAAAGGAAAAAAGAGUGGAGACCGCCAAGGAGGUUGCUAAGGAGAUGAAAAAGGCGAUUGAAGAUAGUAUUAAAGAGAAGGAGAAGAGGGACAAAGAGGAACGGGAGAGAAGGGAAAGAGAAGAAAGGGAGAGAAAGGAACGGGAGAGAAUUGAAAGAGAAGAAAGGGAGAGAAAUGAAAGAGAAGAAAAAGAAAAAAGAGAGAGAGAAGAAAGGGAGAGAAAAGAAAGAGAAGGAAAAGAAAAAAGAGACAGAGAAGAAAGGGAGAGGAGGCUAGCAGAGGAGAAGGCGAAAAGGGACGAAGCAGAAAGGAUGGCGCAGGAGAAGGAGGAACUGGAGAAGAAGGCCAAAAAACGCAAGGACGGUGGGGUUGUUUUUACGUUGGCACACGGUCCUUUGGUGAUGCUUCUGUUAUGUGUGUUGGGUUUCGCACUCGUGUGCUGA
Molecule: messenger RNA, 1317 nt
Organism: Trypanosoma theileri
Lineage: Eukaryota; Euglenozoa; Kinetoplastea; Trypanosomatida; Trypanosomatidae
Exons: 1
Coding region: 1-1317 (438 amino acids)
Source: RefSeq, a predicted model, not a curated record